ACCUGUGGCGGUCACUCGCCGAGCCUCUCGCAGCUCUACCGACAGAAACAGAAGGGGAAACUCGACCAAGAAAACGGGCGUCGCGCGACACCGUCGUCGGCGCAUAUGGGCAACUGCCAGGCAGCGGAGGUGGCGACUGUGCUCAUCCAGCACCCGGGCGGCGGCCGCACGGAGCGCGCGUACUGGGCGCUGUCGGCGGGGGCCGUCAUGGCGGCCAACCCGGGUCACUACGUCGCCGCCGUGAUCACCUCGCCUCCCGCCGCCGGCGCCUCCACGGCCGCCGCCGCCGUCGCGCCCGUCAAGCACCUCAAGUUGCUCCGCCCCGACGACACGCUACUGCUCGGCCGCGUCUACCGCCUCGUCAGCUUCGAAGAGGUGCUGAGAGAGUUCGCAUCGAAGCGCCAUGUCAAGCUUAGCCGCGUCACGAUCAAGGCCAAGGAGGAAAUGGGUGAGUCGAAGACCCACAAACCUCGCCGCCGGCGAGGCAGUAGCGGCGGCAUCGCGCCUGAGGAGGAGUACUCUAGCCGGUCACUCGCAAAGGUCAUGCGCCAAUCUGACGAGCCGGAGUCCGCGGCGAGCCCGACCGCAGCGCCAAGGCCGGAGAACGAUAUCGGUAACCACGCCGGGGAGCCGGACGAGGCGGACUGCGACCUGGAAGCCCUGCUGCCGCCGCAUGGGGUGGUGUUAGGCCGGCGAGUCUGCCGGCAAUGGAGGCCAGCGCUGCAGAGCAUCCCGGAAGGGUGAGGGCGAGGGCGGCCCAACUAUGUUGGCCGACGGCGCGCGAGCCUUCGUCGUUCCGAGCACUCAGUGUUAGUACUCCAGUGCAGUAGUUAAGUGAACCUGUGAUGCAGUGCAGCAGUAGUGUUGCCUUGUACAAUAAGCUAGUGCCUUGUGGAUAUAUCCUUCCAGAAAUUAAUCCAGCUGAUGGCUGGUACGUACUAAUGGAAUGAUGGGGUACAUAUAUAUAGCGUGCGCCUAGCUAAAACCUUGCAUGUGUCUAAAAACUACUUCCUGAAAUGCUUAUAUGCUUAUUUUGGAAGAGGAGUAACUUUGAUAAUAAAAAUUAAAUCUGUUAUUUUCAUACUACUAUACAA
Oryza brachyantha (malo sina) is the source of this 1094-nucleotide messenger RNA. RefSeq lists its product as uncharacterized. The transcript has 3 exons. The record is from RefSeq and is a predicted model, not a curated record. Lineage: Eukaryota; Viridiplantae; Streptophyta; Magnoliopsida; Poales; Poaceae. Bases 106 to 744 code for a protein of 212 amino acids.